Lithohypha guttulata is the source of this 1605-nucleotide messenger RNA. RefSeq lists its product as uncharacterized. Gene Ontology annotation, biological process: regulation of mRNA processing; peptidyl-serine phosphorylation; spliceosomal complex assembly. The transcript has 2 exons. The record is from RefSeq and is a predicted model, not a curated record. Gene Ontology annotation, molecular function: ATP binding; protein serine/threonine kinase activity. NCBI's taxonomy places the organism in Eukaryota, Fungi, Ascomycota, Eurotiomycetes, Chaetothyriales, Trichomeriaceae. Bases 1 to 1605 code for a protein of 534 amino acids.
AUGCCGAUCAGCAUACACAGAACGACAAGCAGUAAUAGCCACCGGACGCUAAAUUCGUUCAUACAGUCAACGUUUUCGCGUGCAAGUUCGCCAGACAGCAAAGCCCCAAUAAUAUCAGCUGCCAAGCCUAUCGAGGAAGAAACACUGCCAAAGUAUAGCCCAAAUACCUUUUAUGCGGCAAAGAUAGGCGAUAAGUUGAACGAUCGAUAUGAGGUGAUUGCGAAGCUGGGGUAUGGUAUGACAGCCACUGUCUGGCUAGCCAAAGACUUGCAUGCAUCACCUGGUCCAGGAUCAAGGAAAUACGUCACAAUCAAGAUUAACGUUAACACAUUGUCGGAUGACUUCUUGAAAGGUCGUAGGGAGAUCGCCAGGAAGCUGAUGGUAACGAACCCGAAACAUCCUGGCUACAAACAUGUCCGAUUCAUGCUCGACACAUUCAGCAUCAAGACAAAACACGGUGUACAUCUUUGCAUCGUCUACGAUGUUUUACGCGAGCCCCUCGAUGAAUGUCAAGCCAAGUUCUCCCACGGUGUCUUUGGCAGCGACAAGCUAAGAAAGUUGUUGCCCUCACUGCUCAAAGGUCUCGAUUACAUGCAUUCCGAAUGCCACGUUGUUCAUACGGAUCUCAAACCAGACAACAUAAUGAUGGGUCUUGGGGACGAUCCAAAUGCAGUAUUGGACAAGUUUGCGGCACAUCAACACGCCAAUCCGCCGGCCCGCAAAACUCCUGAUAGUCGCGACGGUCAUAUUAUAUACAAGUCCAGCAGUGACCUUCUGUUGGUAGGAGAGAACGACAAGGGAAACUCGAUAACCGACGCAGUUUUGGCAUCUGCCAAGAUCACAGAUAUUGGUCUUGCUGAAUGGGGCGAUCAAGGUCCACAACACAAAGCCAUCCAGUCUAAUGCUUUCACAUGUCCAGAGGUUUUACUCGGUUCAGGCUGGUCAUAUCCAGCAGAUAUCUGGAACUUAGGCGCGAUGAUGUGGGAUUUGAUUGAAAUGCAAGGACUCUUUGAUCACAUAAACACCGCUCCAGGCAAAUAUCACGCCAACGAGCAUCUUGCACUAAUGAUAUGUCUGCUGGGACCUCCACCAAAAGAGCUACUGGACCGAGGACUCAAGACCUGCAAUUAUUUCGACUACGACCAAGAAACGCAGGAGUACAUCUUCAAAUUCCCAAAGCUAGUCGACAAAUACAAGGCCAACAUAUCUUGGGAUUGCGCACUAACACACAUGCAAGGCGAGAACAAAGAAUCCUUCAUCGACUUUGCAAAGAAGAUGCUCGCCUGGGUACCCGAAGAACGAUGGACCGCCGCACAACUCCUAGACCACCCAUGGCUGCAAACCCGACCAGGCAACGUCACAUGCACCUGUCAAGAUUACGAAGAAGCUUCCAAAACUCUCGCCCGUAGCGCCGACACAGACACAGAUCUCGGAACCGAGCGAAGAAGCCACGGAAGCAGCUCGAUGUAUUCCGACGCACAAUCGCAAAUGGGUUUCGAAUCCCCUAAACAGGGAAUAUCGAAGCGCAGCACGGCCACGAGCUUGAUGAGCAUGGAUGGCAUGAAGAGUAAUCUUCCGAGUUUAGUCGUUACACCUUCCAAGUAG